Budorcas taxicolor (takin) is the source of this 1719-nucleotide messenger RNA. RefSeq names its product SH3 domain binding kinase family member 2 (gene SBK2). Gene Ontology annotation, biological process: peptidyl-threonine phosphorylation; peptidyl-serine phosphorylation. NCBI's taxonomy places the organism in Eukaryota, Metazoa, Chordata, Mammalia, Artiodactyla, Bovidae. The record is from RefSeq and is a predicted model, not a curated record. Bases 13 to 1167 code for a protein of 384 amino acids. Gene Ontology annotation, molecular function: ATP binding; protein serine/threonine kinase activity. The transcript has 4 exons.
GCCUCUGCUGGCAUGGGCUCUGAGUGCUGGGCACUGGCCACAGCGGGCAGCCGAAGGGUCAGGCGAGCCUGGGAGAAGCUGAGGUCUGCAGGUCGGAGCCCAGGGAUGCCCGGAAAAGCAUCGCAAACAGAGCACAUGGAGGCUGCGCAUGGAGAGCACACGGAGAGCCGGGAGGAGGAGGAGGAGGGCCUGGGGGGCCUCACGGCGGAGGAGCUGCAGCAGGGCCAGGAGGCCGCCCUGGCGCUGGAGGCCCGAAUGGCGCUGAGCGCCCAGAGCCUGGUCCGGGCCGAGGUGGACGAGCUCUACGAGCACGUGCGUGCCCUGGGCCAGGGCCGCUUCGGCCGCGUCUGGCUGGUCACCCACCGGCAGGAAGGCACGGUGCUGGCCCUGAAGCAGCUCCCGAAGGCUUCCACCACCCUGCGCGGCUUCCUCUACGAGUUCUGCGUGGGCCUCUCCCUGGGCUCGCAUGCGGCCAUCGUGGCAGCCUGCGGCGUUGGCCUGGAGUCGGCUGACUCCUACAGCUUCCUGACCGAGCCAGUGUUGCACGGCGACCUCAUCGCCUACAUCCGUCCCAAGGUGGGCCUCCCGCAGGCGGCCGCCCAGCGCUGCGCAGCCCAGCUGGCUUCCGCCCUGGAGCACAUCCACUCCCUUGGGCUGGUGUACCGGGACCUCAAGCCCGAGAACGUGCUGGUGUGCGACCCCGACUGCCGGCAGGUCAAGCUGGCGGACUUCGGCCACACGCGGCCGCGAGGGACCCUGCUGCGCCUGGCCGGGGCCCCCAUCCCCUACACGGCCCCCGAGCUCUGUGCGCCCCCGCCCCUCCCCGAGGGGCUGCCCAUCCAGCCCGCCCUGGACGCCUGGGCACUGGGCGUCCUGCUCUUCUGCCUUCUCACCGGCUACUUCCCCUGGGACCAGCCCCUGGCCGAGGCCGACCCCUUCUACGAGGACUUCGUCGUCUGGCAGGCCUCGGGCCAGCCCGACCACCGGCCUCGGCCCUGGUUCGGCCUGACGCCCACGGCUGACACCCUGCUGUUGGGGCUGCUGGAGCCCCAGCCGCGGAGGAGGAGCCCCGUGAGCUCCGUCCGGGGCUUCCUGGGGCGGCCCUGGAGGCAGCGGGAGGGGGAGGCUGAGGAGGUGUACCCGGGGGAGGACGGAGACUCAGGGUGAGGAGGACGAGGCAGGGGUGCGCCCGGACAGGCCCGGCCCACCCCCCGCCCCCUGGGCUUUCGGGGCGGCUCUUGGCCGUCUGUCCGCCUCUGUCUGGGAUCGUCCGCUUCCUGUCCUUGUUUCCCACCUCACCGUCUGUCUGCGGCCUCGGUCCGCGGGUCUCUGACCGAGCACCGUGUCCGUCCGCACCCCUCCGCCUUCCUGGGCCGCGGCACCCACAGGUCCCUUUGCCUGGCUGCUCUUGGCUCACGCCCCCACCCCCAAUCAGCCAGGCUGCCCCCGCCCCUCUCUGCUCCCCCUUCUCUCCGGCCUCCCCUCUGGUGGAGCCCAAGCAGCAGGGGCGAUCGUGUGCGUGCAGGCGGCCCAUCCCUCAGGUUUUGCACGGCUCUCCUGCGCACACCUGUCGUCCUGCCCGCGUCUCUCCUCUCCUGGGCGCCACCCACUCCCACCUCACCCCCUCUGCCCCUUCUCCCACCAGCUGGGUCUGCGCCCUCUUGCUAAGCUGUUUUGUCUUUCUCACCCCAGCCGCUCUCUGCAAAUAAAGUCCUUCUG